AUGCAUGAUUUUAUAUUGGCCUUUUUGGGUGGAGUUCUACUUGGUAUGUCGAAUCCAGCAAAAGUCAUCGGUUUCUUAGAUAUAUUCGGCCAGUGGGAUCCAAUGUAUUGGAUUAUGAUGCGGCAUCUGCAACAACAUCGACAACACAAGCAGAGCAUAUUAUUCAGUAUAUUCAAAUACAUCAUCUUACAGUGCAGUGGAUUCUUGAAACACAUGUACAUGCAGAUCAUUUAA
This is a messenger RNA of Oppiella nova, 234 nucleotides long. Lineage: Eukaryota; Metazoa; Arthropoda; Arachnida; Sarcoptiformes; Oppiidae. The record is from the annotation of a GenBank genome assembly.